CGCACCCGGGUACUCGCCGGUGUGCCCGCCCGUCGCAAAUCCGUCCCGCGCCCCUCGUCAAAACUUCGCGCCCUCCCGCCGAGGUUGGCAGCGCCGACAGCCUUGGCCGACCCGCCCCGAGUCUUGUGGAUCCUUCGCGAAGGCAGUGGCCCAUUCAAAGACUUCUCGCAGCGCGGCCGUCCGUUCCGGUCACAUCCUUCCGCCGUCGUCUCGUGUCGCGUCGCUCGCAUCCUUCGGCGCUGACACACGGGAGCAGCCGCGGCCGAGCGUCCAGGCGGUUACGUAAAGCGAUAACACCCCGGCCCCCACCUCCGCGCCCCGUGGCAGUGUCUGCAGCGCGCCCGCAGCCUACGGACCUCUCUCAACAUGGCUCCCGUUCAAGCCGGUUCGCACGGUUUUGAUUAUGACCUGGUGGUCAUUGGUGGUGGUUCAGGAGGCUUGGCUGCUGCUAAGGAGGCUGUCUCUCUUGGAAAGAAAGUAGCUGUUUUAGACUUUGUUGAUCCUUCACCCCGUGGUACCACAUGGGGUUUGGGUGGUACUUGUGUCAAUGUUGGCUGCAUUCCAAAGAAGUUGUUCCACCAGGCUGCCCUCCUCGGAGAGAGCCUCCAUGAUGCUGGCUGCUUUGGCUGGAACAUUCCUGAAAGGAAAUCUAUUUCCCUGGAUUGGGCUAAACUGAGGGAAUCAGUACAAAACCACAUCAAAUCUGUCAAUUGGGUUCUUAGAGUUGAGCUGAGGGAUAAGAAAGUUGAAUAUAUUAAUGCUCGGGGAUCGCUCAUUGAUACUCAUACUGUCCAUGCUAAGCUCAAAAAUGGAUCUGAGCGUGAGCUGAAGACUGAGCAUGUACUCUUAGCAAUGGGUGGCCGACCUAUUUACCCUGAUAUUCCUGGUGCAGUAGAAAAUUGCAUCACUAGUGAUGACAUCUUCAGUUUACCUGAGGCUCCUGGAAAGACCCUUGUUAUUGGAGCUGGUUACAUUGGUCUUGAGUGUGCUGGUUUCCUCAAUGAGUUCGGAAUGGAUGCCACCGUCAUGGUGCGAUCCACUGUACUGCGUGGAUUUGACCAGCAGAUGGCAGGUCUCAUCUCUGAGGAAAUGAAAUCCCGUGGUGUCAAGUUCCUCCACAAAACUGUACCUGUUCGUAUGGAUAAGCAAGCUGAUGGCAAAAUUAAAGUUACCUGGAAGUCACUUGAAAAUAAUUCAGAAUCAUCCGACUUGUUUGAUACUGUUUUAAUGGCAACUGGCCGUCGUCCCCUAACUUUGGAGGUCAAGGCUGAUCAGGUUGGAGUGAAACUACACCCUGAAUCCAAGAAGGUUGUCAGUGAGAAGGAGUUGACAAAUAUUCCAAACAUCUUUGCUGUUGGAGAUAUUCUGGAGGGUAAACCAGAGUUGACUCCUGUGGCUAUUCAAGCUGGCAAACUUCUGGCUCAGCGCCUCUAUAACAAUGGUAAAAUUGAAAUGGACUACGAUAAUGUUGCCACUACAGUUUUCACUCCUCUGGAGUACGGCUGCUGUGGACUUAGUGAAGAGGAGGCCAUCAGGAGGCAUGGAGAUGAUAACAUUGAGGUAUAUCAUGCAUUCUACAAGCCCACUGAGUUCUUUGUACCUCAGCGUAGCCCGGCACGAUGCUACAUGAAGGUGGUUUGCCUGAGAGCAGCACCACAGAAGGUUCUUGGCAUGCACUACACUGGACCUCAGGGAGGAGAAGUUAUUCAGGGAUACGCAGCAGCUAUCAAGAUGGGACUUACAAUGGAAGUUCUUAUGGACACAGUUGGAAUCCACCCCACCGUCUCUGAAGAGUUCACCCGCCUCUGGAUCACCAAGCGAUCUGGUAUUGACCCCACCCCACAGAGCUGCUGCAGUUAAAUUGUCAUUUGUCACUCAUUGAAAUUUUCCUAGGUGCUUUUUGAAAAAAGACCAUGAGUACUUAAAACACUCACUAAACAUAAAAGCUAAGUUCACUACUUUGUUUCACAUCAUUACAUAGCACCAAUAAUUUUAUUCCAAACUCAGUUCUGUCAGAAUUACUAACAGUGAAAUGGCACACAUUUAAGGGCAUUAUAAAAAACCUGCCUCAUGUGUUAAUUCUUUCCCAUUUGUGUUUUGUUGCAUACUUUUUUCUCAUUUCACUUUUGCAAAAGCUUCUAGGUAUGCAGGCAUAGUUACUUGAGUGGUUCAUGUUCUUGUUGUGUGGAUUUCAUGAAUAGAAUUCUGUGUAGGACAAUAACUAGGUCUCACUUUGUAUUCUAGGCUAACAUGAACAAGUUAUUUUAGAGGAAAUAUUGUGAUAGUGUAAUGCGUACUAUGGAAAUGUCAUGUUCCAAUUUUUACGACUGUUAUAUUUUUUAAAUGUUGAAGUUGCUGGUAUCAACUAUUAUGCUAAAUCCAAGUAUGAAAUUGUUGUUGAAUGCAAGUGGAAGUUCACAAUUUUUGUAAACUCUUGUGCUGGUUUGUUUUCAUGAUCUUUGGUUUGUUGGUUUCAGUAUUUAUCCUAUCAUUUUUUCAACUGAAGUAUUUUUGUACUUGUUCUAUUAUUUAAACUUCAAUGCUUUUAUUAGGAAAAUAAAGCUCCAUUUUUUAAAAAUCUCUA
Molecule: messenger RNA, 2584 nt
Organism: Frankliniella occidentalis (western flower thrips)
Lineage: Eukaryota; Metazoa; Arthropoda; Insecta; Thysanoptera; Thripidae
Product: thioredoxin reductase 1, mitochondrial
Exons: 8
Coding region: 367-1860 (497 amino acids)
Biological process (GO): cell redox homeostasis; glutathione metabolic process; cellular response to oxidative stress
Cellular component (GO): mitochondrion; cytosol
Molecular function (GO): glutathione-disulfide reductase (NADPH) activity; flavin adenine dinucleotide binding; thioredoxin-disulfide reductase (NADPH) activity
Source: RefSeq, a predicted model, not a curated record